AUGGCUCUCCCCACAGACCCGCGUAUACGCCGGAACUCGCGAGUCGAUACCUCAAAGCUCACUCCGGCCGAGCGUGAAGCUCUCCUCAAACCCUACCUUCCAGAUCCAUCUACCAUCCGUUCGGCCCGCAGCAGGCAUGGGAAGAAGAAGCAGAAGCAGAGGAGGAAACCUAUCCGAGCAUUCCUCAAGUCGACAUUACACUACCUCACCUAUUUUCUAAUCCACGUUGUUUUCAGCAUCUACAUCCGGCUCCGUCAAGGCUAUCAUGCCAUCAUUGAUCGAAUCCUGGCCAUUCUUUACUACCAUCACCGCACUCCCGAGCUCAUACAAAAAGAUGUCCGUGGCCUGAGUCAGCUACCGCAGCAUCUGAGCAUCGUGUUGAUGCUGGGGAAGGAUGAGGAUGCGCUGGAUGUGAUUAUGGACGAGGUGGCGGAGUUGGUAGCCUGGAGCUCGUGCGCUGGUAUACCUAUGUUGAGCAUAUAUGAGAAGACAGGCAUCCUAAAAUCCUACAUCCCAACCCUCCACAAAAUAAUCAUAAGCAAACUAUCAACGUACUACGGGCCUCCUUCCCACCAACCAACCCUCCGCCUCUUCGCACCACACCAUGCCCUCUACUCUCCAACUCUCUGCCCACCCUCCUCAAAAGCAAAUCCCGCGCUCUUCACCCUCCUCCUCCUCUCCGCCACAGACGGGCGCGAGACACUGGUCGACCUCACAAAGACCCUGACCGAGAUGGCCCAGCAUGGUAACCUGUCACCGCAAGAUAUAAGCCCGAAACUCAUCGACGCUGAGAUUAGCGAGUUGACGUCCCCGCCUACACCGCCGCUGGGGAGCACUCCUGGAGAUCCGCUAUUCGAUGAACGCAAUAGCAUCGCAUCCUCAGCCGGUACGGGGUCCAGCACUGCCGUGUCAGAUUCGCCGCGGUCGUUGCCUGCGGACGCCGCGACGGCUGUGUUGAUGAAGUCUGAUCCAGAUUUGUUGAUGGUGUUUGGCCCGUUUGUGCGGCUGGAUGGGUAUCCGCCGUGGCAGUUGCGGCUGACGGAGAUCUAUUGCACGGGAGAUAAAGGCAGCUUGAUUACUGGGGGUGGGGAGGCGGUAGAGUAUCAAAAGUUUCUUAAAGGGCUGUGGAGGUAUGCGAGGGCAGAGAUGAGGUUUGGGAGGUAAAUUGGGGUAGCGUAUAACCCUUUUCCCCUUUUAUGUAACGUUGUAUAUUUCUCUAUUUUCCCCUUCCGUUUGUGUCUCUUUUUAUGUAUUUAUUUUUGUUUUUCCGCUUGGGAUUCAAUGCCCUUGCUUUUGCACCGCUUAUUUCAUCAAUUUCUGCCCGGUGGCAUAUAACUCGUUUUAGUCCAUAUUCAAAUUGCAUUGGCUCCCAGGUAUAUUCAGUCGGAAGUACGAAUCCCUUAGGAAGAAAUUCCAUUCGCUUGGUCAGUUUACAGAUUCAAUUCGGGUUCUGAUAUGCUACUUUCCUUGGUCUAGAACGCCUCAUCCAAUUCAGAAGUUUCUCUC
This is a messenger RNA of Histoplasma capsulatum G186AR, 1506 nucleotides long. RefSeq names its product ditrans,polycis-polyprenyl diphosphate synthase. Gene Ontology annotation, cellular component: endoplasmic reticulum membrane; dehydrodolichyl diphosphate synthase complex. NCBI's taxonomy places the organism in Eukaryota, Fungi, Ascomycota, Eurotiomycetes, Onygenales, Ajellomycetaceae. Gene Ontology annotation, molecular function: ditrans,polycis-polyprenyl diphosphate synthase [(2E,6E)-farnesyl diphosphate specific] activity. The coding region runs from base 1 to 1164 and encodes 387 amino acids. The record is from RefSeq and is a predicted model, not a curated record. The transcript is spliced from 2 exons.